Messenger RNA from Mycotypha africana, 583 nucleotides. RefSeq lists its product as uncharacterized. Bases 106 to 417 code for a protein of 103 amino acids. The transcript has 2 exons. Gene Ontology annotation, molecular function: calcium ion binding. NCBI's taxonomy places the organism in Eukaryota, Fungi, Mucoromycota, Mucoromycetes, Mucorales, Mycotyphaceae. The record is from RefSeq and is a predicted model, not a curated record.
GGCAAAAGAGUAAGUAACCUUCGCCUCACUUGGAUAAAAUGCGAAGAGACCCAUCCUCUUUUUUGAUGCUUUUUAAUUAGACAUGUUGAGGAACAUAUCAAAUCCAUGACAGACAAGGAGGAUAUAGAAUUGAGUGAGGACGAUAUCGUUUAUUACAUGUUUGUACUUCAUGAUACAAAUGGAGACGGUUAUCUGGAUGGAAAUGAAUUACGUGAAGCCUUUAUAGAUUAUGGAAAGGACCAUCAACAUGAUGAAGGUGAAAGGAAACAGAAGAACAUAGACAAAGACGUAGCGUUCACGUUAGAGGAUGUAACUGCUAUGGUUGAUCACAUCUUGGAAGAAGACGAUAAAAAUGGAGAUGGUUUGAUUUCGUGGAGUGAAUAUCUGGAAAGUAGACUCUACCAUACAGAGGCUUAAAACGACGGAGCUUGAUAUGGGUUAUGAAUCCUUUUGAUUUCAAUAGUGCUUUGUAUUUUGAGAAACGGAGAAGGAGAAGCCUUUUCGCUUACGUGAUGGAAAUAAACACCAUCGGAUAACUAGACAGAAUUCACAAUGACCAAGAUUCAGACGGGAAUCGUACAAC